UUGCGCACUGCGGAGCGGGCGCGGGUGUCUCCAGCGCGGCUCUCCCAGUGCGCGGGGCUGGGGAGGAGCAGGUGCGCGCACCGCGGGCUCUGCGCCUGCAGAGGCGGGAAGAGCGGCCGGCCCCGCGGGAAGGCGCAGCCCGGGCUUCCGAGCUCUGGGGCUUCCAGAUGGGCCGGAGUCGUCCUGCCCGCCCGGGGUGGGCGGCCACAUGGGGGGCACUGCGCCCGGGCGCGGCCCCAGGUCCUUUCCAAACGCCCAGUGGCGCUCUCAUCCGUACCGGCGAUGAUCCAGAGGGCGCCUGGUCGCCCGGGGAGCUGCCCCGGUCCGCCUCGAUUCCGGGGACAACGCCAGGCGACGCCACCUGCGCGGGUCCCGGAGGGCCUCUUGUCCCAGUGUGCAGAGCGUGCUCAGUCUGCGGAAACGCGAGGGCACACUAGCACUUUCCUGUAUGUAUUAUUACACUUCCAUUUUUAGGAAGUGCAUCCGAAGGGCCGGCAGCAGCCAAAGUCAGGGUAAAAGCUUUUAAGCGGGAAGCGCGCGCCCGGUGCUGUUCCUUUAAAGCGUUGGGCCCGCCCGAGGCAUUCUGGCCGCAGUCGCGGCCCGUAGCGCUUCUCGGAGAGGCCGGCUGUGUGCGCUCGCCCCGCCUUCGGACAACGCCCCCUCCCCUCGCGCACGCGCACUGCGCCCCCGCCGCCUGGCGCCCGCCCGAGCUGCCGCCUUGUCGCGCAGAGUCCGCGCUCCCGCCCAGGAGGCGGCCGACGCGACAUCCCGAGCGCCCGGCCCCGCCGCCGCGGCCCGGCAGCAGACUGCCUCUGUCAUUGGGACCCUCCAUCCACAUCCCCUGUGUGACCAGCGUCAGAGCCAUGGCAACGGAGGAGAAGAAGCCGGAGACCGAGGCCGCCAGAGCACAGCCGACGCCUUCGUCAUCUGCCACUCAGAGCAAGCCUACACCCGUGAAGCCAAACUAUGCUCUCAAGUUUACACUUGCUGGCCACACCAAAGCGGUGUCCUCCGUGAAAUUCAGCCCGAAUGGAGAGUGGCUGGCGAGUUCAUCUGCUGACAAACUCAUUAAAAUUUGGGGUGCAUACGAUGGGAAAUUUGAGAAAACCGUAUCUGGUCACAAGCUGGGAAUAUCCGAUGUAGCCUGGUCGUCAGAUUCUAACCUUCUUGUUUCCGCCUCAGAUGACAAAACCCUGAAGAUAUGGGACGUGAGCUCGGGAAAGUGUCUAAAAACCCUGAAGGGACACAGUAAUUAUGUCUUUUGCUGUAACUUCAAUCCCCAGUCCAACCUUAUUGUCUCAGGAUCCUUUGAUGAAAGUGUGAGGAUAUGGGAUGUGAAGACAGGGAAGUGCCUCAAGACUUUGCCAGCUCACUCGGAUCCAGUCUCGGCCGUUCAUUUUAAUCGUGAUGGAUCCUUGAUAGUUUCAAGUAGCUAUGAUGGUCUCUGUCGCAUCUGGGACACCGCCUCCGGCCAGUGCCUGAAGACACUCAUCGAUGACGACAACCCCCCAGUGUCUUUUGUGAAAUUCUCCCCGAAUGGCAAAUACAUCCUGGCGGCCACGCUGGACAACACUCUGAAGCUCUGGGACUACAGCAAGGGGAAGUGCCUCAAGACGUACACUGGGCACAAGAAUGAGAAAUACUGCAUAUUUGCCAAUUUCUCUGUUACUGGUGGGAAGUGGAUUGUGUCUGGCUCGGAGGAUAACCUUGUUUACAUCUGGAACCUUCAGACGAAAGAGAUUGUACAGAAAUUACAAGGCCACACAGAUGUUGUGAUUUCAACAGCUUGUCACCCAACAGAAAAUAUCAUUGCCUCUGCUGCGCUAGAAAAUGACAAAACAAUUAAACUGUGGAAGAGUGACUGCUAAGUCCCUUUGCUUCCGCGAGAGAGACUGUCAGGAAAUUGAUCCGGAUUGGCAAGAAACAAGGCGUCUCAGAGCUGGUCCCCCGGGUCUGCACCGGGGUCAGGACGGGGCCGGUGUCAGCCUCCUCUUGAAAGAUGAUUUGGCCGAGCGGAAGGUGGAGAGCACCGGAAGGUUCUAAAAGUUGCUGGUGACAUUUCUUGCCAAUUCUUCUAACACGGUCUAGGGAAAAGUUCCUAGCCUGUUGUGUGCAAAACAGUCAACACAAGUUUUAAAUUUUUUAUUACAAAAGGGUAAAGUCCAAUUUAUCAUGCGUUGUGUUUUUUCAGUAAACAUUCUGUAUCUUUUUGAUAUUCAUGACCCAGUGCACGCGUGGCUGGUCACCGCCACUGUGGCCUCGCCAGCCGGCCGUCCCCCUUCUCUGCUGCGUAGCCGCCCCGGGCUGCGGCCCUGACUUCGUCCGUUCCUGCCACAGCCGUUCCUGGUGUCCGCAGCUUUCUGGAAAGCACAGCCUCGUGUGGUGGUUUUCUGUGUAAAGAGCCUUUUGUGGCCCACGCACGGCAGCGUGGUCAUUGCACACGGCGCGUCUUGUCUGUCUCACCAGUGUCCCUGCAACAAGAACACCACAGACUGUAAUAAAAAGGUGGGGUUUUGUGGACAGCUGUGGGAAGUGCGUCCUUGUGCAGCGCGUCACUACGUGGCCGUCUUGGAGAAAGGCUCCCUUUCCCUCUCUGGGGAGGAAGGGAGGCGCCCUGGCUGGCCGCCCCUGCUGUCUGAAGAUGCCCCCCCUUGAAGGCUGUGCUCAGUGUUGCUGGGGGAGGGGCAGGGUGGGGGGCUCUUAGUUGCAGAGGAGCCAAGCUCCUGAUGGGCUCCCGUUGGGAUGUUGGGGACAUCCGUGGCAUGGGAAGGCUCCAGGUCAGAUGCCAGUGGGACUAACGUGCCUCGUGAGGGCUGCAGAGCCAGCGCUGCCCCUCGGCUUCCCGUCUCCCGGCAGCCCCAGGAGCAGCUCCUCAAGGGAUCGGGUGCUAAGCGAGAGGCCUCACCAUGCCAGCCCUCGCCUGCCUGCCUCUGCUCCUGGCCAUGCGGCUUCCCGGUGCUCACCUGCACAGCGGUCACGGCGGAGGCUGAGCGGGAGCCUUUGGGGAGUGAGGCUGGAACCUGAGCCUGUCUGUGGAGACCUUUGUGGUAGGGGCUGCCAUGCACGGUGAGGGGCAGAGCGGGUGGCCGAGGGCACAGGUGCCUGGGUCUGUCCCAUGGGGCAGGGCUUUGGGGCAGGGUGGGCUGUGGUGCUCCAGGAAGCUAGCCCGGGUCCUGGGUCUGCAAAUAGCCCUGGCCCCAGAGCCCAGCCAGGUCUGCCUCUGUCAGGCUGGAGUUCUGGGUGAGUCCUCCAGGUUUGUGGUUGCACCGGCCCACGGGGGAGGUGCGGGCUCGUCGGGUGGGCUCUCCUGGGGGUCCUCUAGUGGCAGAGGUGAAGGGGGAAUUACCUGGGCAUCUGGAGAUGCCUGUCCCACGGUUUACCUUGCCCCUCUUUCUGAUGAGGUGUACAGAUGAGAGGGACCCGGGCUAAGAAGUGAGCUGCCACAAUGAAAUGGGUUGAUUUUUGUCUUUGACGCUCAGGGUCUGGGCACCCCGCAUUUGCCGCCUGUUGUGACAGACUCGGGGAGCUCCGCCUGCAGCUGCCCUGCUGUGGGGCACCCCUGGGGCGGUGAGGCUCCUGCAGUCUCGUUCCGGGGGGGAAAGCCCACUCUGGGGAGGGCUGUGCUGUGCUGAGUGCUGUAUCCCUGAAUAUAGUUUAUUUUUUCUACAUUUGAAUUCUGUUGUAGAUUUAUGUAAAAAUACAUUCUUUUUGAAAAUAAAAAUUUUCAUGUCUUCUAAUUU
Molecule: messenger RNA, 3740 nt
Organism: Saimiri boliviensis boliviensis (Bolivian squirrel monkey)
Lineage: Eukaryota; Metazoa; Chordata; Mammalia; Primates; Cebidae
Gene: WDR5
Product: WD repeat domain 5
Cellular component (GO): Set1C/COMPASS complex
Molecular function (GO): histone binding
Source: RefSeq, a predicted model, not a curated record